AUGCAGUUGUGUUUCAGACAACUUAUUGAAAGACAAAGAGAGAAUCUUCUGAAUACCGAGCUAACUCUACCAUCUGAUGCGGAUCGUGAAUUUCUUCAACUUCAACGUCAACAGGAAAAUCUGCGCAACAUCCUGACUCCAAUGAGGGAAUCAAACUGGCCUCAACAGUACCAAAAGCAGUUGAAACAAUCGCACAAGCUGCGUGCGGCUAUCGAAGCGACGAAAGAGGCUAUUGAUAAAACGAUGAGGUUAUUAGAUGUUUUUUACGGCUUCUGUCCCACUGUUUCAGUUUUUUUUUCGCAGUUAUGUGUUGAUCGGUUUUUGGAUGUGGGCGUGUCGUUCUGA
Messenger RNA from Cooperia oncophora, 345 nucleotides. The record is from the annotation of a GenBank genome assembly. Lineage: Eukaryota; Metazoa; Nematoda; Chromadorea; Rhabditida; Trichostrongylidae.